Myxocyprinus asiaticus (Chinese sucker) is the source of this 5906-nucleotide messenger RNA. RefSeq names its product WAPL cohesin release factor b (gene waplb). NCBI's taxonomy places the organism in Eukaryota, Metazoa, Chordata, Actinopteri, Cypriniformes, Catostomidae. Bases 253 to 3777 code for a protein of 1174 amino acids. The record is from RefSeq and is a predicted model, not a curated record. Gene Ontology annotation, biological process: regulation of chromosome condensation. The transcript has 20 exons.
AAGUGAGGGGGUACGCGAAUGGAGGCCGUUGAUGUUUCCGAGCCGAAACAAUCGAGUCUGAAAUAAAUGAGUGAAAGUUAAAAAAAAGCCCGUGAUUGUUUAUCUUCCGUUAGAGCGCGUCAGACCUCACAUACUCGUGCAGCUGUGUCGGUGGAGGCCGUGUGUGUGUCAGGAUAUCGUGUUUGUUGAUCUGCUGUUAGAGGCCCGGAUUCACUCUCUUUAACAAGCAGGGAAUAUGAGACAGAUGCCACAAUGACGUCUAGAUUUGGAAAAACAUAUAGCCGAAGGGGAGGAGAUGGGACCUCCAAGUUUGACGAGGUGUUGUCCAAUAAGAGGGCAACGCUCAGCACCAAAUGGGGCGAGACGAAAGCCAAGGUGGGAGCGAAGAGGCCUGGCUUGAAGACUGAUGUGUCCGAUCAGACCAAGAUGUCUAAGGUACAGGAAGGUGACGGCUCAGAGGAUCCGUUCGGGUUUGACAGUGACGAUGAAUCUAGGCCGGUCACGUCUCGUAGUGUGUCCCAGUCCAAGGCCAAGGUGACGUCCACAGGGGGUUUCCAGGCCAGCUUGACCCUGGAGCCCAACAGCAGGGUGAACCAGCCCGCCAGUGUGGAGGCCGUGGCACCCAGCAGGGUCCCGUUCACUCUCAGCACUGACAGAAGUGCUCACAAAGUGCCAGAGGAUCCUGGGAAGUUCUUCAACACUUCUACUACUGGAAAUACCCUGAGUUGGUCCAUGGAGAGCACAGACCAUCACAGCUAUUCAUGGUACAAAAACCCUUCUGAAAGUGACACGAGACCUCUAGCACAGACCGCCACAUUAAAGUCUGAGAAAACAGAGGACAAGGAUUCCUAUGAUGCCUGGAGUGCUCUUGUCGGUCUCGGGGCACGCUCCACAUCCCUCUUCACCGGUCCCAAAAACCCUUCGUCUACCAUGUGGGCGUCCAGUAGUUACAGUCACAGCAGCAUUCAGGACAAAACUGCCACUGAGACUCAGUUAGACGAGCUUAGCCAAGGGGACUUUAAGGUUCCCGUCGAGCCGUCUGAAAGCGAGGACCACUCGCAGUCGCUGCUCAGAGCCUCCAACUGCAGAACGUACUGUAGACCCAGUAAAGGCAAACAGCCUGGAGGAGCCGAUGGGAGUGGAAGCGCCUCCGAUUGUGGCUCUGUGGGGGUGUUGCACAACAGCGGGGAUGAGAGCGCUGUUGAGAUGAUGGCAAACAGAGGUCGGACGAGAGACUACACAGUGCUGAACCCGUCCUGUGUGUCGAUGUUUAACGUCACCUUCCAAGGCUCCAUGGACCGCAGUAUGGAGGAGUACACAGCCAGCGCCCCAGCUGCUAACCCGGCAGAUGCAGGAAGACUGAAGAAGAAAGCAGAAAUGGAGAGCAAACAUCUCAGUCGAUCCAGACCCACACAGAGCAAAGUGAAGAGCAGUAAACUGGAGCUUUUUGGGUUUGAUGAUGUCGACGCUCUGGCGGAGGAUGACGACGACUCUGCUUCAGGAAGCUCCAACUACAGGAUUAAAUACUUUGGCUUUGAUGACCUGAGUGAGAGCGACAGUGAAGAUGAAGAGGGUUCCUCUGAAAGGAGGAAGGCCAAGAGGAAGGCUGCUGUGGGCGUAGUGGGUCCAUUGAUUUCUAUAGAGACGAAUGUGGACAGUUCUUCACCCAGAGAGACACAGAGCAGACACACAACAGCUCAUGGUCACAGUCUCAAACAUGUUUCAGAUCCUCUGGAGUUCCCAGAGGUCCAUUUCCCCUCCCUGUCUGAGACAGUGAGGAAACCUCAGGUCAAAGCUCAGGAGAAAUCCAAGGACAGCAGCAGGAAGAUCUUCAGUGGACCCAAGAAGUCUCCUACUAAAGCUGUGUAUAAUGCGAGACACUGGAAUCAUCCAGAGCCAGAAGAUCUGCUGCCUCCACCUCCAUCAGGAUCUAAAGCUCCUCCAGCCGCUUCAUCAGGAGACAGUAAAGAGUCAAACUCACACAAGGAUGACGGUGUAUUCAAAGCUCCGGCCCCUCCUCCCAAAGUCAUCAAGUCUGUCACUAUCCCCACAGAGCCUUACCAGGACAUGGUCACGGCGCUCAAAUGUAGGAAAGAACACAAGGAGUUAUACACUGUUGUCCAGCAUGUGAAGCACUUCAAUGAUGUGGUGGAGUUUGGGGAGAAUCAGGAGUUCACCGAUGACUUUGAGUAUCUUGCCACUGGUCUGAAGACUGGUCAACCCCUCAACACACGCUGCCUUAGUGUUAUUAGUUUGGCCACGCGGUGUGCCAUGCCCAGUUUCAGGAUGCACUUGAGGGCUGCUGGGAAAGUGGCUAAUGUCUUUAAAACUCUCAGUGAUGCACCUCAACACACGAAUUUAGCUCUGUGUACAGCCUCUCUGAUGUACAUUCUCAGCAGAGACCGCUUGAACAUGGACCUGGAUCGAGCCAGUCUUGAUCUAAUGAUCCGAUUACUGGAGUUAGAACAGGACAAAUCCACAGCUGAUCAGCUGACAGCAAAAGAGAUGAACAAAGUGAAAGAAAAGAUUCGCAAACUCUGCGAGACUGUUCACAAUAAGCAUCUGGACUUGGAGAACAUCACGACGGGACAUUUAGCCAUGGAGACGUUGUUAUCACUGACGUCGAAGAGAGCGGGUGACUGGUUUAAAGAAGAACUCAGGCUUCUGGGAGGCCUGGAUCACAUUGUAGAUAAAGUGAAAGAGUGUGUGGAGAAUCUGAGUCAAGAGGAUGAUAAGGAGAAUCUAGUGGCGUCGUUAUGGGGCGCUGAGAGAUGUCUGCGUGUACUAGAGAGUGUAACCGUUCACAAUCCAGAAAACCAGGGCUACUUGAUCGCCUACAAGGACUCCCAACUCAUAGUGUCAUCAGCAAAGGCAUUGCGUCACUGUGAAGAGAUGAUUCAGAGGUACAGUCGCGAGGUAAACAGAGGUCUGUGUUCAUCAGGAACACUGCUGCCGUACUGCAGCAACAGUAAUGUGGGCAAAGCUGUAGAAGACUGUAUGAGAGCCAUCAUCGGAGUCCUGCUCAACCUCACACAUGACAACGAAUGGGGCAGCACAAAGACGGGCGAGCAGGACGAGUUACUCAACACGGCUCUGAACUGUGUGCUCAGGGUGCCGCAGUACCUGCCGCAGGAGCAGAGGUUUGACAUCAGGGUCCUGGGUCUGGGCCUGCUCAUUAAUCUGGUGGAGUACAGUGCGAGGAACAGACACUGUCUGGUGGAGCUGCAGAUGGAGGGAAGUGAAGUCUGGGACUCCAUGUGUGUUUCUGAUAAAGACGAGCUGAAGACUGAAGGUUCUCCCAGUGCCAUCGCUGCUCUCGUGAAGCUUUUCCUGCAACGAGAGCAUGCGGCCGUGUUGGCAGAGGCGGAGACUGAUGAUUUCAUCAAUGAUGCACCCAAACCCCAGUUGGACCAAAGUGGAGAGUGGCAGGAGACCAAUGAGGAGAUCCAGUGGGUGGCAACAGAAAACAACAGCACAGAAGAUAAGAAGAAAGAAGAGGAGGAUGAAGAACUAGAUCUUAAUAAAGCUCUUCAGCAUGCUGGCAAGCACAUGGAGGACAGUAUCGUGGCAUCGUACACUGCACUGCUUUUGGGCUGUCUCUGCCAGGGGAGCCCUAUGAAUGUGACUACUGUGAGGGAAAACCUGCCAAAAGGGGAUUUUUCAGUCAUGACAGAAAUGCUCAAGAAGUUCUUGAAUUUCAUGAACCUUACAUGUGAUGUGGGCACUGCGGGCCAGAAGUCAAUCUCCAGAGUCAUUGAUUAUCUGGAACACUGCUAGUGUGAUCAUGGAGAUUCAUACACAGACUUCAGCACACACAUACCUGAAAAAGCAGUAUCUUCAUUACUCAGACUCGACAGAAUGAAGCUUCAAGCACAUCAUACCCUGAACUUCAUUAAAAGAAGCUCUAUUGAUUUUGAGUUUCUUCAAGUGUUCGUUGCAUUGAGUGAUGGAGAACUGUGUCACUUCUAAAGUCCUCCUUUAUACCUCUGCUGAACUGUUGCCGUGUAUUUUCACUUUCACCGCUGCAGAAAUUGAGAGUAGCUUUGAUAAAACUUUGUUAAAAGCUGCUCCCUCCCUGCUGUUUUUCUUGUUAUUCCACUAUAACGUCUGUCAAUUUCCGAGUGCUCGACACUGACCCCAAAGAUUGGAGGGUGAAUCUAAAACACCAUUCAAGAUUCUGGUUCUCUUUGAAACAGCAGAAUGACCUGCCCUCCUGGUUCAAAUUCAUUCUCUACACUUCAGUAUGUGCUCCUUUUGUGUUGCAGAAGAUCGUUUUUAAUCCAUAGUGCCGUGUCAAAGGUGUACGAAUGAUUAAAUUACGUCUCUCUUUAUUUUCACGAGGGCAGGAGAGGGAUGAAGCGUUUUUAGAAUGUUUCAGUAGUCGUGACAACACAAGUGUUUGUGCCAAUUGCCAUAAUGGUGGCAGUGGUAAUUGUGGAGGUGAAGUCAUUAUCAACUCUCAUUUUCAAACCUUAGUGGCCCAAAACUGCCAUUUAAAAACCAUUUUGAAAAUGCCUUCGAAUAAUGCACAAUACAUGAGGAUGAAUUCUAAUCUGUUCUGAUUACAGUGAAUUUGAAUACAUUAAUAGGUGUUUUAAAGCCAGGACAUCUUUUGGGUAUGGGUCAUGUUUAGAUAGUAACCAAGUUUAUUUCAGUUAGGGUGAACACUGCAGCAGGACACCAUUAAACGAAGUUCAUGAAUCUUAUGAGAGUUUCACAGAAUGAUGAUUACUAUCUAGAUAACCAAGAGUUGCACCAAACCUCACAUCAAACGUUCACCACACUUUUAACUCGUUUCUGGAGUGUGUCAAACUAAAAUUAUACAUGAUCCAUUUUUAGUGCAAGACUGAAUUAAAGGAAUAUUCUGGGUUCAGUACAAGUUCCGUUCAAUCGACAGCAUUUGUGUCAUAAUAUUGAUUAACGCAAAAAUGAAUUUCAACUAGUUCCUCGUUUUUCCAGUGAGACACUUCCAAUGGAAGUCAAUGGGGUCAAUCUGUAAACAUUAAAAUACUCACUGUUUCAAAAGUAUAGACACAAGACAUGAACAAUAUGUGUGUUCACAUGAUUUUACUGUCAUAAAAUCACUUACUAACCACAUCUGUGGAAACUUAUAGACAAUUCGUAUUGUUUAUGUCUUGUGUCUAUACUUUUGAAACAGUAUUUCAACGAGUAGAAAAUAUUUUCUGUGUUAAUCAACAUUAUGACACAAAUGCUGUGGAUUGAACUGAACUUGUACUGAACCUGAAAUAUUUCUUUAAACACUUGACAUCUGUUGAGGCCAGUAGAUUUCAGUUUCUUCAUAAGUUUGUUUUCAUAAGUGUUUUAAUGGUGUCAAAUGCUCAGACAUUUGCUGCUGUUGUGCAUAGACUGAAGUAAAGGUUACUGUUUUUAAUGUGCACAAUGCUCAUCACAGGUUGGUAAAACAAGCUGUUUUUUGCUAAUUCAGGCUUGUAUGCAUUUAACUUUGAAUCAUUUUUGGUUUUCAUGUAUAUUUCUAGCGGUCAUUUUUUUCCCACUGCUGAACGGCUGAUUUUCACCCUGUCACACUGAGUCAUGUUGGGUAUUUUCUCUGUGGGGUCAUGGGCUGAUUCAGGUCACUGUGUGUGUAUGUGUGUGUGUGAGAGCUCCAAAUGUUGCCGCAGGACUGAAUUCACACGGCUGGACAUGAAUGAAUCAACAUGAACUGUAAAUACUCAUGUAAAUAUUGUGCUGUUGGAGAACUAGAUAGACUACUUUUCUGAAUCCAAUCUUUUUUAUUUUAUACUGCAUUUUUCUCAGUUGUGUUCUUUGAGGUAAGAUUAAAGAGUUAUCGAAAAGUCAGCUGCAGGAACAUUUGUACCAAUUUCAGAAAUAAUGUCUUUGGUUACUUGUAUAUAAUUUUACUCGAAUAAAAAUGGCUACUUUCA